CCAUUCACUGCUGGAGGAAGCCUGUUUGGCUGCACUGUUAUAAACAACUUGAACUCAUCCAAAGUGAUUCCAGACGCUUCGCCAGGUCGGGGUAUGAGGACUGCAGUCAUGUCAAAGGGUCUUUUAUUCAUUGUCCUGAUUGGAAAUAUUUUUGCCGGAAGUUUCUCUCUGCCUGUGCAAGAAGCAUGCAGGAAAACGAGGCUUGGUAAAGAAUACAGAGGCACGGUGAGCAAAACGCGCGGAGGAUUUAAUUGCCAAAGAUGGGACUCACAGGUGCCACAUUCACAUAAGUUUAACAAGAGAGCCUAUCCAGACGCCGGCCUAAGUGAGAACUUUUGCAGAAAUCCGGAUGGAGAAGUGGACGGUCCAUGGUGCUACACCGAUUCAACUGAUAAAAGAUGGGAAUAUUGUGACAUUCCCCCUUGUGUUUAUGACAAGUGCAAAAAGACUGUAGAAGGAAAAGAGUAUCGGGGCAUAGUCUCUACAACAACGAGUGGUUUGAAAUGCCAAAGAUGGGAUUCACAGGUGCCUCAUAAACACAUCAAAACUUCAGCCAAUUAUAUCCAUGCUGGCCUUUUCCAGAAUUAUUGCAGAAACCCGGAUGGAGAGCCAGAAGGCCCGUGGUGUUAUACCAAUUCAAGUGAAGUUAGAUGGGAGUACUGCCAUGUCCCAUUGUGUGGCAUAGGCCAACUAAAGGAUCCUGAGACAGGAUCUACAAUUAUUGAAGGCAAAGUAAAAUUGGCAAGUUAUACUGGCAGCCAACCAGCAGAGUCGUGCCUCGUUGUGACACUGAGGGAGGCCAUAUACUGUAUAAGCAUAGAAGAUUGUCCAGAUACAACUUUAGCAACACUCGUCAUCUCAGACCCUGAGAUACAGGAUGGUGUUAUUGAUUACGUGCUGGAUGCAAGCAAAGAAUUAUCACCGAACAGAUACCUCAUUGAGGCUGUUUGGAAUAGAGGUUGGUGUCACCGUCCACUAAAUAACUCAAAGCAAUGGAUCCGAGAUGGGGAUUUUUUCAAUGAUGUAGAACAUUCUAUUGAAGUCGUUGAUGGGCAGGCAGGUCCCUACAAAGAAGAUAUCGACGUCAAGAAAUUCGUGCAGCCAGAAGUGACAUCACAUGAACUUGCAGGCAACUGCAGUGAGGUUAAAUGUGAGUAUUAUGGAAGAUGUGAGAUGUCCGACGACGGAUCGCCAAAGUGUGUUUGCAAACUUGCUUGCCCACUCAUAUUCAAGCCUGUUUGUGGAAGUGAUGGCAAAGAUUAUGCAAAUCAGUGUCUUUUGGAGUACAAAUCUUGCACGAGUAAGACGUUGAUCACGGUGGUAAAGAAAAGAUUAUGUAAAGAAGAAGAAACGAAAAAGAAAUGCGAAUUGAAAAAGCAAAAAGUCUUGGAAUCUUUCCCAAUAAUUGAAGGGAAACGAAGGCCUUUGUUGGGAGCUUUUAUUCCACAAUGCAAGGAAGAUGGCUCGUACGAGGAGGCCCAGUGCCAUGGGUCGACUGGUUACUGUUGGUGUGUGGACGAAGAUGGGAACAAAAAAGAAGGAACAGAGGUCAGAUUCGAGAGACCACGCUGCUCAAAAGAUUUGAAAGAUGAAAGUGAUAAACAGCCUAUUAUAGUAACAGGAAAUGUUAAAGUGAUUUCUAACGUAUCACUGACAAGCCCCCCAAGAUCGUGUCUUGUUAUGAAAUUGCGGGAAGCAAUCUACUGUACAGAAAUAGAAGACUGCCCGGACAUGACCAUAGCAACAGCCAUUGUGAGAAAUCCAACGCCAGUCGAAGGCGCUAUUCCAUACAAACUAGAGGUAAAAACGAAAUUGAGACCCAAUAGGUACCUCAUUGAAGCUGUGUGGAACCGAGGCUGGUGUUACGAAGACAAAAAAGGAAAAAAUUGGAUUAAAAAUGGCGACUGCUUUAAUGGUAUCGAGCAUUCAAUUGAAAUCAACCCUUCAGAAUCCAAACAUUACACAAAGGAUAUUGCUGUCAAACAGUAUCUGGAAGGAGAAAUAAUAACAGACCCAGCUAACUGUAAUUUUCUGCAAUGCGAAUUCGGAAAAUGUGACGAUUCUGAUGGUGCACCAAAGUGUGUUUGUGAACAGGCCUGCCCUUUGAUAGUCAAGCACGUUUGUGGCAGUGAUGGCAAAGAUUAUGCAAAUGAGUGCAUCAUGAAAUUUGAAUCAUGUGAAUUGAAGAAAAACAUCUCUGUGGCAAAAGAGGGGCCCUGCAAACCAAAAGAUUGUGAAGAACCUUGUCCUCGAAACUUAGAUCCUAUUUGUGGAAAAAAUGGCAAAACCUAUGGUAAUGAAUGCCUGUUCCGGAUUGCAAGAUGCAAAAAUACGAGCCUCGAGGAAGCAUACAAAGGACAAUGUGGCGGCGCAUUUCUUCGAAAGUUGGUUGAAUCAGGACAAAUAACGAAAUGUGUAAUGGAACGUGACAAUACUCUACCAAUGCCAGGAGCAUUUGUGCCACAGUGCGAAGAGGAUGGCUCCUACAAAAAGGUACAGUGUCAUGGAUCAACUGGCUUUUGCUGGUGUGUUGAUUGGAAUGGAGUUAAAAAAGAGGGUACAGAAGAGCGAUUCAAGAAGCCUGACUGUGGAGCUAAAUCGGGACAAAAAACCAAGUGCCAAAUGGAACGUGAAAACUCUGUACCGAUGCCUGGUGCAUUUGUGCCACAGUGCGAAGACGAUGGUUCCUACAAAGAGAUACAGUGUCAUGGAUCAACUGGCUAUUGUUGGUGUGUGAACGAGAAUGGAGUUAAACUAGAGGGUACAGAUGUGCAGUUCAAGCAACCCAACUGUGGGCCUAGAAAUAUGACAAAAUGCGAAUGGGAACGUGAAAAUACGGAACCUAAGCCAGGAGCAUUUGUGCCACAGUGCGAAGAAGAUGGCUCGUAUAAAGAAGUACAGUGUCAUGGAUCAACUGGUUAUUGCUGGUGUUUUGACGAGAACGGGUUUAAAAGAAAGGGCACACAAGUCCAUGGUGCAAAGCCUGAUUGCUCGAAAGUUGCGGAGUAGAACAACGUUAAGCAUUUUUCCUUAUUGAGAUCAUUUUGUUUAAAUGUGUCUUUUUAUUUUUUUGGCUUUUGUUCGCGAACAAAACUGAAGACAAUGAAAAACGCCUACAUAA
Molecule: messenger RNA, 3121 nt
Organism: Rhopilema esculentum
Lineage: Eukaryota; Metazoa; Cnidaria; Scyphozoa; Rhizostomeae; Rhizostomatidae
Molecular function (GO): protein binding
Source: RefSeq, a predicted model, not a curated record